AUGAAGUUCUCCAGUGUGGCGCUCGCGCUCCUGGCUCUGCCAGCGGCGCUUGCCAACUCGAUCCCUCCCCCCAACGAGAUGCGCUCGGUCAUCGCCAAGCGUGUCGAGGCUUUCGGCGCCGAGCACGCCGGCCUCAUGGCUGCGCGUGACGCCGACGAGGCGUCGCUCAUGAAGCGUGCCGGCGAGCUCGACCCCCGUACCUUCGGCUACGGCCUCUCGACGACCAACAAGGGCUGUACGCUCGAGCAGCGUGCCCGCUGCUUCGUCCGCGGCCAGAACUGCGACUCGCGCUGCCAGUGUGCCUUCCCUCCCAAGCUCGUCGCCCCCAUCCCCCACGUCUCGCCCUCGUCGUGCUACUGCACCGACUGGACCAAGACGCUCGCGUGCUGGAAGAACGGCCAGGGUGUCACCUACAACUGCCAGUGCACUGGCCGCCCCGCCCAGUGCCAGGACUACAACAAGAUCGCCCUCUGCCACAUCUCGGGUGGCCGCUCGGUCGACGGUAACUGCAACUGUGUCCCCGGCAAGGCUCCCUACCCUCCCUCCGACUGCCGCGACCCCGCCAAGCUUGGCCAGUGCUGGAAGCAGGGCUGGGGCUGCAACGCCAAGUGCGUCUGCAUUACCCCCACGGACCCCACUCCUCCCGUCACCCAGCCCACCACCGCCCCCGGCACCUGCAUGGACUGGUUCAAGGUCGCCCAGUGCGCGUGCAAGAAGAUGAAGACCGACGCCAACUGCAACUGUGUCCCCGGCACCCCCGUUGUCCCCGGCAAGAGCUCGGACUGCAAGGACCCCACCAAGCUCGGCCAGUGCUGGAAGCAGGGCUGGGGCUGCAACGCCAAGUGUGUCUGCAUCAAGCCUCCUACCCCCACCUCGACCGGCACUGUCCCUACCAGCACCCCUACCCAGAUUGGCCAGUGCAAGAAUCAGCUCAUGAUCAACUACUGCUACAAGACUGGCCGCGGUGUCGGCCCCGACUGCCACUGCAUCAACUGUGGCUGUGGUGCUCAGCGCGACUGCAACAGGCGCGGCGGCAAGCUCGACGACAAGUGCAAGUGCAUCGUUCCUUCGGGCUACAAGAAGAAGCGUGACGAGGCUACCCUCGACCACCUGUGCCCCACCGGCAAGAAGGCCUGCAGCAUCGACGCCAACGGCUUUGACGGCCAGUUUGAGUGUGUCGACACGUCGUCGGACAUUGAGUCGUGCGGCGGCUGCGUCGCCGAGGGCAAGGGCCAGGACUGCUCGGCCAUCGAGGGUGCCGCCGCCGUCGCCUGCGUCGACGCCAAGUGUGUCGUCUCGUCGUGCGCGCCCGGCUGGGACCUCUCGGCCAACAGCACCUGCACGCCGUCGAUCGGCGGCGUCUUCCAGCAGAAGGCCUGGGGCCUCUAA
Messenger RNA from Vanrija pseudolonga, 1389 nucleotides. Its product is annotated as Protein priA. The transcript has a single exon. The coding region runs from base 1 to 1389 and encodes 462 amino acids. The record is from RefSeq and is a predicted model, not a curated record. Lineage: Eukaryota; Fungi; Basidiomycota; Tremellomycetes; Trichosporonales; Trichosporonaceae.